UAAUUCUCUUUCCUUUUUCUUUCCUUCACACUAUCUCCCUUCCACAAAGUUAAAAAGCCCACACGAAAAAUCAUUCGCACUCCGAACCAAGGGUUUUAAGCUUCCGGAAGCAAAACCCUAACCCCCCCGCUCCUCUCGUCAUCGAAUCUCCCCCCCUGGACCGAUACACACACUGUGAUACGCAUAGCGUUGCAUACACAUUCGCUGCAGCUAAUUUAAUCUCGCAUGCAUGGAUUCCGACGCCGCAGACCCUCCUAAAACCCUAACAACAAGGCACAAGUGCUCUGCAUGCUUCAAGCAGUACAAGAAAAAGGAGCAUCUUGUUUCGCACAUGAGAGCCUCGUACCACUCUAUUCAUCAGCCGAAGUGUGGGGUGUGUCAAAAGCAUUGCAAAACCUUUGAAUCAUUGAGAGAGCAUCUCACUGGUCCUCUGUCAAAAGAAAAUUGUUCAAGGAUCUUUGCUGACUACUGUUGCAGCCUCUGCAUGAAAUUCUUUGACAGCCCAGCUAGUCUUACCGAGCACAAAGAAAUGUGUCAACUGCCUGCUCCUGCUCCCCUUGGAACACUGGUAACGCCCUGCACGGAAUAUGAAAUUGAUAUUUCAGCCUCAGACAAUGGAUACUACGCCAGAAGUCCCAGAGCAGUCGCAUUAGAUUGUGAAAUGGUCGGUGGUGAAACCGAUGGCUUACUAGACCUUUGUGCUCGGGUGUGCCUGAUUGAUGAAGACGAAAAUCUGAUUUUCCACUCUUAUGUUCGGCCUGAAACACCUGUCACUAAUUACAGGUACGAAAUCACUGGUAUAACGGAACAUCAUCUAAGAGAUGCUAUGCCACUCGAGGAAGUGAGUGAACAGCUUCUGCAAAUCCUGUACAAUGGAGAGUCCAUUGGAAGACUAAGGUGGGAUGGUGGGAAUGCUAGGCUUCUCGUGGGUCAUGACAUACAACACGAUUUGCAGUGCUUGAAAAUUAACUAUCCUGAUCGCUUGGUUAGGGACACGGCAAAAUACCGUCCAUUUAUGAAAACAAAUCUUGUCAGCCAUUCACUGAAGUACCUUACUCAGACAUACCUAGGGUAUGAGAUACAGGCAGGGGUGCAUGAUCCAUUUGUAGAUUGUGUUUCUGUAAUGAGGCUGUACAAGAGGAUGCGCGCUCAAAAUCAUCACGUCGAAGAGUUGGGGACAUUCACUACGGCUCAAAAUACGCAAAAUUCGCUACCCACCAGUUUGGAUUCUUGGGAUUUCGAGAACCUUGAGAGUAUGACCCCAGAUGAACUUUUUCAGAUUUCGAAGUCGAACUACAGAUGUUGGUGUUUGGAUUCGAGGCCGGAAUUGAAGGAAGAUGAGGAACUACAUGUAGGGAGAGGCGAAUGUGCCCUGGACUCCAACCAGGAGUCACAAGCUUGGCCGGACUGGCCUCAGGCUCCAGGAUUGAAAAGUUUGAUGACCAAUAUUACGUGGAGCUGAGAAACCAUUUGUGUUGGUUUCUUUGUGAAUACUAUUUCGGAGCAGGAUGUUAACGUGGUAAGAAAUGACCAUUUCUGCUAGUUAAUUUCGAGAAAGCUUCCCAUCUGGAAAAUUUUCUUCAAUGCCGCUAUGAUGCGGAAGAUCACAAGAUUAUCGAGUUUAUGGUAGUAAUAUAUUGCAAAAUUCACCAAGA
This is a messenger RNA of Rhododendron vialii, 1655 nucleotides long. RefSeq lists its product as uncharacterized. The record is from RefSeq and is a predicted model, not a curated record. Gene Ontology annotation, molecular function: 3'-5' exonuclease activity; nucleic acid binding. Lineage: Eukaryota; Viridiplantae; Streptophyta; Magnoliopsida; Ericales; Ericaceae. Gene Ontology annotation, biological process: rRNA processing. Gene Ontology annotation, cellular component: nucleus. The transcript has 7 exons. Bases 230 to 1462 code for a protein of 410 amino acids.